CUACUUGUUACUUGUUAUUACAGCUAUUUUUGCAAGUUGAGACGGUUGCUCCAACCUCGACGGUGAUGAUGGAUUGAGCGGUUCAGCUAUUGGUCCUACCUGUCUCGACUUUCACUCCUUCGGGAGCAGCCGGACCAAGUAAACACCUUGACAAGCAGUGAGGGCGCAACGUUGAAGCUGACUGACUGGGGCUUGGCCCGGUAUACCUGGUAGCCAGGGGUCAUCCUACCGCCCCAUCUUCAGCAUAUGUCCAGCAGUCAAGUUCCUGGACUCACACGUGGACGACCUCACGAUCUUCGUGUCUUCCUCGAUUCCUGACGCUGCGGAGCUGACCUCGCUGGGCUUCUUCGGGGCGUCUCCGACUGGUCUACCUCCAAGAAACUGGCAGUAGCACCGUGCAAGUCAUUCGUCACGUUCAUCCCAACUGACACCCACCAAUCCCGCUCACCCCCUUCCGCCACUAUCUGCAACGGCAGUAUCCCUCUAGAGAGUCUAGAUAAAACUCCAAAAAUUCUAGGCGCACCUCGGAUACCCACUACACGUCUUCACCACACGUCAGAGCCACAGCCACUAGAGCGGUGGGCUCUCUACGUAUCCUAAAAGCCAUGGCUGGCACCAAAGGAGGUUUAUCCAAGGAGGACCUCAUCGCCACCUACCGGAUAAUCACGCGCCAGAUCCUCGACUGCGCUGCCCCACCACCGAUUGCAUCAGAAGAGGCCUCGCUUCCUUGCCCCCACCGCACUGCUCUAUCCCAGCUCCGCUCGGGAUACUGUAGUUCCCUGGAGUACUACACCUUAAUUCAGGGUCGGACGCUCCCCCAGCAGCACCUGCCCGGAAAGCAGGGACCCCCUCCAGUCCGUCCAGCACGGCUUUACCUGCCCCUCCUUCCCUCGUCCCUCAGCGUCUCGUCAUUGUGGGAGAGUCCCGAAGAGGCGGCGGCGUUCCUGGCCACCCUUUAUAUUUCUGCCUUCGCCCAUCUCCCUCCUUUUCCGGUACCUCUCCCUCGGCCACCACCAGAGCCUCCACCCCUGCUAGCGUGAUGCCGGUGCCAGGAACAACAACUGGGGCUUGGGAGCUUCGUGAGCCACA
This is a messenger RNA of Hyalella azteca, 1089 nucleotides long. RefSeq lists its product as uncharacterized. Lineage: Eukaryota; Metazoa; Arthropoda; Malacostraca; Amphipoda; Hyalellidae. The transcript has 2 exons. The coding region runs from base 606 to 1040 and encodes 144 amino acids. The record is from RefSeq and is a predicted model, not a curated record.